AUGAGGCAAGGCAUAAAAGGGAAGAGAGUGCCAGAGGACGUGACAAGUAAGAAGGAAGUUCAGAUGAAAAGAAUUUCAAAGAAUAUUCCUACAACUAAAGAUGUUGAACCUCUACUUGAAAUUGAUGGAGAUAUACGGAACUUUGAAGUAUUUUUAUCUUCGCGAACACCUGUUCUUGUUGCACGUGACGUAAGAACUUUUUUGCCAUGUACUGUAAACUUAGAUCCCAAGCUACGAGAAAUCAUUGCAGAUGUUCGUGCUGCAAGAGAUCAGAUGAAUAUUGGAGGACUUCCUUAUCCCACAUUGCCUUUACAUGAGGCACCUGCUAGAGCAACAUCUCUCUUCAGUCAGCCUUCAUCAGCUUGUUCUUCUACAACCUCUUUCAAUGGACCUUUCAAUAGUGGAGUUUUAUCACCGCAACCUCAUAGCAGUUACUACAGUGGUAUGACAGGACCUCAGCAUCCAUUUUACAAUCGGCCAUUCUUUGCCCCAUAUCUUUACAUGCCAAGGUAUUACCCUGGCAGUUCUCAUCUCAUCUCACGUCCACCACUAAAAACGGGUUUGUCCAGAGAUCAGAACAAUGGCCUAGGAGCAGGAGGAGGCACAGGAUCAACCGCAGGAGUACCACAUGUGUCUCUGAGCACAAUGAGUGUGGAUGCUGUGUGUGAGAAGCUCAAGCAGAUAGAUGGUCUGGACCAGAGCAUGCUACCUCAGUACUCUGCAACUAUAAGAAAGGCAAAUAUAAAUGGCCGUGUCUUGGCUCAGUGCAACAUUGAUGAACUAAAAAAAGAAAUGAGUAUGAAUUUUGGUGACUGGCACCUGUUCAGGAGCAUGAUACUUGAAAUGAGAAAUUCAGAAAAUCAGGCUGUUCAGGAAGAUCCUCGUGGAGCAACUGAGCAUGUUACCACUGUGAUUCCUCAUAGUGAACUUACUCGUCGUCCUGGGCAUAACACUGAGUUGCCUCACACUGAGCUUACAGGUCUUUCUGGUUCCCUACACGCUUAACUUCAGCUUUGAAGAGCUCAACACAAUUGGUCUUGAUGAAGCUCCUCCACGCCAUAGUAACUUAAGUUGGCAG
Molecule: messenger RNA, 1078 nt
Organism: Cariama cristata (Red-legged seriema)
Lineage: Eukaryota; Metazoa; Chordata; Aves; Cariamiformes; Cariamidae
Product: kinase D-interacting substrate of 220 kDa-like
Exons: 7
Coding region: 1-1005 (334 amino acids)
Source: RefSeq, a predicted model, not a curated record